This is a messenger RNA of Hippopotamus amphibius kiboko, 4798 nucleotides long. RefSeq names its product WD repeat domain 45B (gene WDR45B). Gene Ontology annotation, biological process: autophagy of mitochondrion; protein lipidation; protein localization to phagophore assembly site. Lineage: Eukaryota; Metazoa; Chordata; Mammalia; Artiodactyla; Hippopotamidae. The record is from RefSeq and is a predicted model, not a curated record. Gene Ontology annotation, cellular component: phagophore assembly site membrane; cytosol; extrinsic component of membrane. The transcript has 11 exons. Bases 158 to 1246 code for a protein of 362 amino acids. Gene Ontology annotation, molecular function: protein binding; phosphatidylinositol-3,5-bisphosphate binding; phosphatidylinositol-3-phosphate binding.
UGGAUGCAUUCGGCGCUCCGCGACUCCCUGGCUGCGCGCGCAGGCGGUGGGCCUCUCGCUUCCGGCCGCGGCGGCCUCAGCGCUGGCCAGACGGACCCCUGCGGCCGGCCUGCCUGAGCGGCAUGCGGCGCUGAGGCGCAGUGGAUCCCGCGGCGCCAUGAACCUCCUGCCCUGCAACCCGCACGGCAACGGGCUGCUCUAUGCCGGCUUCAACCAGGACCACGGGUGCUUUGCGUGUGGGAUGGAAAAUGGAUUCCGAGUCUAUAACACCGAUCCACUAAAGGAAAAAGAGAAACAAGAAUUUCUAGAAGGAGGUGUUGGCCAUAUUGAAAUGCUAUUUCGCUGCAACUAUUUAGCUUUAGUUGGUGGUGGAAAAAAACCAAAAUACCCUCCAAACAAAGUGAUGAUCUGGGAUGACCUGAAGAAGAAGACUGUGAUUGAAAUAGAAUUUUCUACUGAAGUCAAGGCUGCCAAAUUACGGCGAGAUAGAAUUGUGGUUGUUUUGGACUCUAUGAUCAAGGUGUUUACAUUCACACACAAUCCCCAUCAGUUGCACGUCUUUGAAACCUGCUAUAACCCUAAAGAAAAGCCUGCAGAGAUUUUAACUGUGAUUGCACCUACUCUGCAGAUGGAUAAAGGCCUCUGUGUCCUGUGCCCCAAUAGUAACAACUCACUCCUGGCCUUCCCGGGUACACACACGGGCCACGUGCAGCUCGUAGACCUGGCUAGCACCGAGAAGCCACCAGUGGACAUUCCCGCCCAUGAGGGCGUCCUGAGCUGCAUUGCUCUCAACCUGCAGGGAACAAGAAUUGCGACCGCAUCUGAGAAAGGGACCCUUAUACGAAUAUUUGAUACUUCAUCAGGGCAUUUAAUCCAGGAACUGCGAAGAGGAUCUCAAGCAGCUAAUAUUUAUUGCAUUAACUUCAAUCAGGACGCUUCCCUCAUCUGCGUGUCCAGUGACCACGGCACGGUGCACAUUUUUGCAGCUGAAGAUCCAAAAAGGAAUAAACAGUCAAGUUUGGCAUCGGCCAGUUUCCUCCCAAAAUACUUCAGUUCCAAGUGGAGUUUUUCCAAGUUUCAGGUUCCCUCAGGCUCUCCGUGCAUUUGUGCCUUUGGAACAGAGCCAAACGCUGUCAUUGCAAUCUGUGCCGACGGCAGCUACUACAAGUUCCUGUUCAACCCCAAGGGGGAGUGCGUCCGGGACGUGUAUGCGCAGUUCUUGGAGAUGACCGACGACAAGCUGUGACCCUCCACCAGGAGCGCGAGCACCACAGCCCCCGGGCGCCCAGCGGCCCCUCGAGCUCCUGGGGUUGGUGAUGAUGGGCUGGAGGGACGGCCUGGGACCUUGUUGCGAAGCCAUACGUGGUCGUCUGUUUUCCAAAGCCAGACCUCCCGAGUCCAGUGUUAAAGGAAGAAUCUUCAGGGCAUGUGGACACUCACACCUGACCGCUGGCUUCACCUUUCGUUCAGCCGUGACACUCACUUCAUUGGUUCUGCCACAUCCACCGCCUGCAGCCAGGGCUCCGGACAAACUGGGGGCGCAUUGCAAAGAGGAGGGACAAAGUGAAAUUUGUUUGUGGUGUCAGAUUCCAUCAUUUUUACUGAGUCUGUACCGGGGAGGUGAACACGUGUAAAUGUUGGUUCUUUCUCACUAGAUGUAAGUGGGAUAAUCAUACCAGCAGCCUUAGGAAAGGACGAAGGAAGCCCUGCUCCCAUCUAAACUGAAGAAAAUUAGAGGACACAGGCCUGGCAUCUUCCUCAAGAGCUGCGGGUCGCACGUCCCAUCUCAUUGGAGCCAUUGGAACUGAGGCAGCACCAGGCCCACCCUGUGAGCAGCGUCUGUGGCCUCCUGGUGAAGCUCUGGGUCAGAGGGAGUUUCCCUGUCACGCGCAGGGAACAGAGCAAUGCACAGCCUUUAAAGCUUGGUCAUAGAAGACGGCGUCACUGAAUUUGGAGGAUACGAAGGGAAACGGGCGUCUCGACGAAGCCGUGCCCGGCCUCCUGUGGGCCUGGAGCGGAUGCCUCUGCCGCCCCAUUCCACGUCCCUUUCUCACCAUCUGCUCUCCCCGUUUUUAAGAAUAGCUGCACACUAAUGUUCUGGGAACGAGAGGCACAUACUUUUUUUAACGUUUGGUAACUAAAACAGGUUAUGGGCUCUAUAUUAUUAGUACUACUUGAAGUAUAUAUUUAAUUUUCUUAAAUUCUCUUGAAACUUAAUUUUAUGUUUUGGUUUCAGGUUGCAAACAUUAAAAUCUGCAGCAGCAAGUUUUCAGUUUUGCCAGUUUUUUUACUGUCAUGUAAUCAACUAACUUUGUCUGUGGAUCUUAGUGUGACGUUUGCAUGUUACUUUUAUGUGUAUUUAAUCAUGAAAUUUAAUUUUGCACACUUAUUUGUAAUGUUUCUUUUAAAUAAAAGUGACUAAUUUUGUUGUAUUCUGUACCCAGCAAGGGAAAAGAAUUGUAUGUUACAAAACCAAAGCCCCAGUUUUAGACCCUCGUUGCACUGCAGGCUGCAGGAGCAGCGCAGCGUGCUCUGUGCCUGAACUGUCCAGGACUGCGGGGGGCCGGGUGGACACCCUGCUACCUGUGCGGGGGGCGGCCUGGCUCCGGGAGCAGAGGGGAAGAGGGUGACGUUCACUGACAGUUUCCAUCAUCUCCGGUGGGGAAGCUCUGCCUGAGGUCCUUUUGGGGGACAUUCCCCUCUGGGGAGACGCCAGCAUGGUGUUGGGCCACCUGUCCGUGUCCGUCCAACACAAGCCCUAACGUUGGGCCCAGGAGUAGGAGGGGUCCUUCACGUUUAUGUGAUCAGCAGUUUAUAUUUUCCCCAAAUACAAUCUCUUUACUGUAUCCAAAUAUACAUUAAACUAGGAAAAAGUUUUGUGAAGGAAGUGUAGGUGUCACGGUGUGUGAUGCGCUUCAGGCUGGUGAGGAAAGCUGGGCUGAGUGAGGAGCCAGUUCACCGGCCCUGGGAGAAGCUGUAGCUGGGACAGCCCGGAAUGUUCCAGCACCUCCAUUAAGAGUCCACCGUGUGGGAGCAGGUCCUGGCUCUGCCACACUGGGCACAACCUUGCCUCCUUUAUAAAAUGGCAGAACAGGGACACCCUGGGCGAUGUGCGAGUGACCCCCACCAAGGGCGCUGGUUUGUCUUUUGGGGGUUUCCCCUCGGGACAGUAAAGACACCACGUCUCACCUGGGAAACGGCCUGGACGAGGCUCCCAGGGAGCAGGGUGAGGUCUGGAGGGCCAAGGUGGCUAGGCACUGGCCACCCUCCCCAGGCCUGGGCGUGGGGCCUCAUUUUACCGCCACCAGGGACGUGACGGAAGAGCCGUCCCUGGUGAGCGGGCUGUCGGGCGAACCUUCCCCUGUUCACUUAGUGCAGCAGCAGACUUGGUUUUUCAAACUAAUAACCACUUAUUUGUCACCUUAUGUGGAGAAGGGGGGUUGCUCUAAGCCGGGGCCGGCUCCACUUCCUCCCUCGGCUGAGUCCUGCCAGCCCCUGAACGUGGGUACAGAGGGACACAGAUGUAAAAAUCCUGCGUCCAGGGCUUCCACAAGCCCCACUUGGUGGCUGGGCUGGACAGGCCUGGUUUGUUUCUCCCGCAUGUGUCCAUGGGAACAUCCAGGAACCACCUCACGGGGCCCUGCUCACUGGACUCUCCUGCCUGCUUUCCAGGCCUUGGACGGGGAGGGCUCCCGUGUCUCAGGUGGGGACGGAGCCUUACAUGCCCUGCAGCCGCCCCCCGCCGCCCCCCCUCCAACUCGUGUGUCCUCUUAGUCCUCAGUGGCGAUAACCCCACUCACCACGGCCUGGAGGGUGAGGCCCACUCCCCCCUUAUUCUGUAGCUUGUGAGACCAAAGCUUCUCAUGCUUGCAUUUCUCUUCUGCAACCAAACCAAACUCCUAGGAGAUUUCACACAACUUGGUCCCUGGCCUCUUUCCUUUCUUUCUGUAAGAGGCAUUUGAUCAAUUAAAAGACUUUUGGAACUUGGGCUAAAGUUUUGCUCUUCAAAAUGGAUCAGAAAAUAUUUAUCAAAAUACAAAAUGUUCAUUGUAAGAUAGAAAAGAACAUAUAGAAGAAUAUAAAGUUGGAAUCAAAAUCACCCUGAGCUGCCAUCUCCAGAGAAGACCACUCUCAGAAAGCCCAUGCCCUCUGGGGUGAAAUCUGAAUUAUUAGCGACAUUACAGGGACCAUUCUUUAACUUUUCACAACUCAUGGACAUGUCAGGACAUACUGUAAUUGCCCAAAGAUGCCUAUUUGUAUUUGUUGCUUUUGUAAACAUUUUGGAAAUGGAAAUCCUUGUGCAUACAUGUUUACACACUUGUCCACCCGUUCCUCUGAAUAGAACUGGAACUGCCAGGCCAGAGAGUCUGCACGUACGAGAUUUAGUAAGUUUGCCACCUCACCUGCCAUGAUUCUGUCCGCUUCAACAGCCAACACCUCACAUCCUCACCAGGACCAGGCGCUGAGCACAAGCUUUUUAAUCUUUGACGGAGAAGAAAGAUCUCCGAUUUCUAGCCAGGUUGAACAUUUUGGAAUACCUUUGCUGGCCAUCUGUAAUUAUUUUGCAAAUUGCUUAUUCAUGCCUUUGCCUAUUUUUCUGUUGGUGUAUUUUGUCUUUUUUAAUGAGAACUUUAAAAAUAAGUUCUCCCUUGUCCUUUUUUUCGCUUUGUGUUUAUUUUGAUUUGAGGGGUUUUACUUUGCUGUGUAUGUAUCUUGAAUUUUUACAUAGUCUGAUCUACCAGCCUUUUUCCUUUAUGGUUUCUAGUAUUGGCUCUUGAUUAAAACAAAACAUUUUUCA